AUGUCGAAAAUCAGUUUUCUCAGUUUCAAAUAUGGGAGUUCUAAUUCAAUGAACUCCUCUGUAAUUCCCACUCCAGUAAGCGUACCUAGAGAAAGGCAAAAGUCUAACUUGUCGGCCACUCAGGUGAUGGAUGCAGAUGGAGACGGAUUCAUUGACUUCAAAGAGUUCAUGAAAGUGAAUAACGACACGGGGCGAGGAGGAGGGGUGAAGACAAGCGACAAUCCCAACGCGUUCUGCGUGUUUGAUUUGGAUGGGCAUGGGAAAAUAAGCACGGAGGAGUUGUGGGAGGCUAUGAAGAAGAUUGGAGAGAAGUGCAACUUGGAGUCGUGCUGGAAGAUGGUGAAAGGGGUGGAUAAGGACGGGGAUAUGAUGGACUAG
This is a messenger RNA of Rhododendron vialii, 378 nucleotides long. Its product is annotated as calmodulin-like protein 30. Gene Ontology annotation, molecular function: calcium ion binding. Lineage: Eukaryota; Viridiplantae; Streptophyta; Magnoliopsida; Ericales; Ericaceae. The transcript has 2 exons. The record is from RefSeq and is a predicted model, not a curated record. The coding region runs from base 1 to 378 and encodes 125 amino acids.